AUGAACAUUGAGGUUGGGAACGUGUCUUACACGGGGGCCAUCGUCUCCUGGUCGACGUCAGAGCCCUGCGUGGAGGACUAUUACCAUAUUAUGUACAGGCCUAACUGGAACAGUAUCUUCUCCAGCUAUCUGCGCUACAGCUUCCAUCACGAGGAGAGGGUACCUCGAACCAUCACCUCCGUGGCACUGGAACACCUCGCCCCUUCCACUCUCUACUUCCUCUGUAUCAGCUGCAAGAAGGCUGCCGUCCCAUACAGUCACUACUGUACCAUGUUCCACACCCUGGAUAAGAGUCCGCUGGCUGCAGGGGGCUCCCUGGUGGACCCCCAAAUUUCCCUUUGGGUGCUGAUGGCCAUCCUGCUGGCCUGCUUCACUGCAGUGUUGGCCUUCAUCUGCCUCCAGUUCUGGUGCAUCCGCUGUCAUGAGCCUCGAUGGUCUUACAGAGCUGGCCACGUGGAGGAAGCCAAUGGGUUGGUAAGAUGGCCAGAGGAGGCCCCAGCCCUGGGUCAGAGGGAAGAAGACCUGCAAGGGCUCCCCCUGGUGGAACUGCCACGAAAGAACUCUGGGAUGAGAGCAGAAGCUGAACUGGAAGCAGAAGCCAACCAGGAUGUGCUGGGUGUGGUGGUCUUAGCUAGGGAGGGCGGCAACCAACGAGCCAUACUGCCUCACUAUAGAGAGUGA
Molecule: messenger RNA, 681 nt
Organism: Arvicola amphibius (Eurasian water vole)
Lineage: Eukaryota; Metazoa; Chordata; Mammalia; Rodentia; Cricetidae
Gene: Fndc9
Product: fibronectin type III domain containing 9
Exons: 1
Coding region: 1-681 (226 amino acids)
Molecular function (GO): protein binding
Source: RefSeq, a predicted model, not a curated record